AUGCACUCUGCAUCGACAAGCGCUCGCGCUCGCUGCCACAUCACCGUCCCGGAGAUUCCGUUACAGGGAUGGGAAAACACAUCAAGGCCACCUCAAGGGACCUUGAGAACGCCACCAUCACAAAUACGGGACCUCAAGAAGUUGGCCAACAUAGGACUGACAGGAACUCACACGUCUGGCCCUGGGAUAGGGUAA
Coprinopsis cinerea okayama7#130 is the source of this 195-nucleotide messenger RNA. RefSeq lists its product as hypothetical. The record is from RefSeq and is a predicted model, not a curated record. NCBI's taxonomy places the organism in Eukaryota, Fungi, Basidiomycota, Agaricomycetes, Agaricales, Psathyrellaceae. The transcript is spliced from 2 exons. Bases 1 to 195 code for a protein of 64 amino acids.